AUGGGUUCAAAGAUCUAUGACUGCCAGCAUGGAAAAGACAGAAAUGCUGCCCUUAAAAGGAAACAGCAGCAGCAACACAGGGAAGUAUACAACAGGCCAAAUGACAUUUUAAUUGACCAUGGCUGCCAGACGCUACUAUCCCCACAAGAUGCUGUUACUUUCUUUAACGUAAAGAAGAAGCAAAUUGGCAGGACUGACUGUGGCCUCUUGGCGCUAGUAUUUGCCACUGAUUUGUGCUUAGCUCUAGACCGACAUAAUCAGAAGUACAAACAGAAUGAGAUGCGCCAGCACCUUAUACAUUGUCUGGAAUCAGGAAAAAUGACCCCCUUUCCUAGAACUGACCGAAGAGUGCAAACUCAUCUCUCCUACAACAAAAUAGCUAUCAAAAUCUUUUGCCUUUCAAGGCUUCCAAAUGAUAAGUAA
Messenger RNA from Porites lobata, 423 nucleotides. The record is from the annotation of a GenBank genome assembly. Lineage: Eukaryota; Metazoa; Cnidaria; Anthozoa; Scleractinia; Poritidae.